Messenger RNA from Vigna radiata var. radiata (mung bean), 1960 nucleotides. RefSeq lists its product as uncharacterized. The transcript is spliced from 6 exons. Bases 255 to 1778 code for a protein of 507 amino acids. Lineage: Eukaryota; Viridiplantae; Streptophyta; Magnoliopsida; Fabales; Fabaceae. The record is from RefSeq and is a predicted model, not a curated record.
GUGGGCCCCAAAAGCCAAUGUAGUACAACAACAGGGCAGAGACAGGUCCGGUUCUUACUGCAUCUUCUUGUCUUCCAACUCUUUUUCUCUCUCUGCUCAUUGAAAGUUGAAAACGUUAGGGAGCACUCUCCCUUUUGCAACUCAAAAGCUUCAAACCCAAAGAAGUACUUGCAAGCUUACGGGACAGAUGAACUUUCACUACAUUGUGUAAAGAUUGCAUUUUUGCUCUCACCAGGACGCCCCACUUAUCCACUAUGGUUUACGAAAGGAUCCAAAAGCCUCAGGGUGGUGGGGGAUUUUCACCUGGAAAAUUGAGGAACAUGCUACUGGGCGUGGAGAAGAAGAGGAAAGAAGAGGAAGAGCUUGAUUCUACUUUCACCACGAGAUCUCAGAAUUCUGACAUGGAUGAAUCUGGUGGUAGCAGUUCUGAUCAUUGUAAAGAUGUAGAUGUUGUGAGUGUCCUUCCUGAAUAUUCAACUUCUGCAUUAGUUCGCACCAGUAGCAUAGAUGCAGUUGGUGAUGAUCGUUUUGUGAAGGCUAAUGCAGCAGUGACUUCAAGGAAUAGAAUCUUAGAAGACCCUUCUUCAGAUUAUGAUAGUGGGCAUGAAAAUAUGAGCAUCUCAUCAUCAGUGUUUGAAUUUCAAAAGGCCGAGCGGUCUACACAGAGAGUGCCAGUGAGGCCAUUCUCAAAACCAGCGCCAUCUAAAUGGGAUGAUGCUCAGAAGUGGAUAGCAAGUCCAACAUCAAACAGGCCAAAGACAGUGCAGGCUCAAGGGCAAGGUGGGCAUGUAGGUCCACGUAAGGUUGGUAGUCUUGGUUAUGGAAGCCGGCAACCUUCAAUGAAGGUUGUUGUUGAAGUUCCAGAUCAAAGAGAAAUUGCUUUAGAUGAACCGGAUACCAAGCAAAUUGAUACAAAUCAAACUAAGAUGGAAAGUGGAGGACAGAAAUUUGUGAGUUGGGAGGCUGAUCCCUAUGCAAUUGCAAGUUCUUGUGUUAGCCUUAGCCAGCACAAUUCGUCUCUUGCCAUCCAGAAUGCAACAACAUUUGUUCCUCCCCCUUCAACUGCUCGGUCUGUAUCAAUGAGAGAUAUGGGAACUGAAAUGACCCCUAUUGCUAGCCAGGAGCCUUCAAGAACAGGUACCCCUGUGAGGGCGACGACACCAAUGCGCAGUCCUAACUCUUCUCGGCCUUCUACUCCCCCUAGAUCAUCCCCUGCAUCUACUUUAACUGAUCUGCAUAGUGACAAUCUGAAUCUCAACAAGAAUGAAUUGUCCGAAAAGGAGCUACAGAUGAAAACCAGGCGUGAAAUAAUGGUCCUUGGGACACAACUUGGUAAAAUGAAUAUUGCUGCCUGGGCUAGCAAAGAAGAGGAGGAUAAAGAUGCAUCAACUUCCCUCAAAACAAAACCAGAACCGCCUAAGAGUGUUGUUGAAGCACGUGCAGCAGCAUGGGAGGAAGCUGAGAAGGCCAAGUAUAUGGCCAGGUUUAGGCGUGAGGAGAUGAAAAUUCAAGCAUGGGAAAAUCAUCAGAAAGCAAAAACAGAAGCCAAGAUGAAAAAAAUUGAGGUAGAAGUUGAGAGAAUACGUAGUAAGGCACAUGAUAAGCUAAUGAAUAAUUUAGCUGCGGCAAGGCAUAAAGCUGAGGAAAAACGAGCAGCAGCAGAAGCCAAUAGAAAUCAUCAAGCUGCAAAAACUGAAGAGCAAGCAGAUUAUAUACGAAGAACUGGUCAUGUCCCUUCCUCAUAUUUAUCAUUUUCUUGCUGCAAUUGGUGCUCUUAAAACAAAAGUCAAUCCUUUUCAAUGUUUAAUUUUUUUGUUCUAUAGGCUUGCAAUGCCUUUUGCUGCUUACACCCAAUCAUGUUAAAUAUGCCUAUUGCAUUUUCUCCCUGGUGUAAAACGUUACCUUCUUAUGCAGAAUAAUUGCAAUUUGGAAGUGCUAUGCUAUUUAUUCCGUUUAUAUC